Molecule: messenger RNA, 1440 nt
Organism: Cloeon dipterum
Lineage: Eukaryota; Metazoa; Arthropoda; Insecta; Ephemeroptera; Baetidae
Product: acyl-CoA-binding domain-containing protein 4
Exons: 6
Coding region: 181-1059 (292 amino acids)
Biological process (GO): fatty acid metabolic process
Cellular component (GO): cytoplasm
Molecular function (GO): fatty-acyl-CoA binding
Source: RefSeq, a predicted model, not a curated record
AACCGUUUCUUGCUUUGCUUGUAGAGGGGCCAGAUGCCAGAUUUGUGAUUUGUUUUGAACGACAGGCCGGGCCAGUAGCAAAGAUCUGCAGGCAGGCAGGCGAGCGAGCGACAAGAUCAGCUGCUGCAGCCGCUGGGCCGACGGACGACACGAAUCGGCGGCUUUUCUGAUUCGGCGGCCAUGAGCACCGAAGAGAAGUUCCGCGCGGCCGUCAACGUGAUCCGCAGCCUGCCCAAGAACGGCUCGUACCAGCCGUCGUACGAGUUGCAGCUGCGGUUCUACGCGUUCUUCAAGCAGGCGACGGAAGGCCCUUGCACGGAGUCGCAGCCGGCCUUCUGGGAGGUGGUGCGUCGCAAGAAAUGGGAAGCAUGGAAGAAGCUGGCCAACAUGCCCAAGCAGCAGGCCAUGGAGAGCUACGUAGAGGAACUCAAGAAGAUCGUGGAGACAAUGUCGUACAACGAGAAUGUGGCCGAGUUCCUGGGCUCGUUGGGCUCAUUCUACGAGGCGGUGCCGCAAGAGGACCUGCAGCUGGCCGUCGGAGACAUCAUUGAGAGAGUCAGCAGCCGCGCCUCCAGCCCGGUGCACUCGCUGCCAUCUAAACAGUCGCUGAGCCAAGCCAUGGACAAAGAGGAUGAGGACGACGAAGACGAAUAUGAAGAUUUCAAAGACUCUCUGGUCGAGUUGAGGCAGGAAGACGUGGAGAACUUUGUACAAAACAAACCAGUCACUGCCAAAAAAAAUGGUCAUGCCAUAAAGCCGGCUGGGGAUGCCGCGGAGCUCGCGUCCCGGAUUACGGCAAUGAGCCAAAAAGGGCUGGAUGAGCAAGUGGCCGAGCAGUUGCGGGACACGACGAGGCAGCUUCAGCGAGACCUCAACGCAAUCAAUACCAGGCUUCUCAGGCUCGAAGAAAAGAGCAGCCAGCAAAAUAGGGAAAAGCCGUCUUUGGCUGGAAUUUGGCCGCUGAGUGAUGUUUCGCCGCGGACAGCGAUGGUGAUCGUGCUGUGGCCGCUGGUGGUGCACGCAGCUGUGGCCGUUUGGCGCUCAAAACGCCGUCACUGACUGUUUGCGAGGGAGGAAAAUGAAAUAAAAGAUAAAUAAUACCUAGCCACACCGUGUUGGGCCAUAUUCACACUUUCCGUAGUUUAUUUUUACAUUUAUUAUACAUAUAUUCUACGCCUCUGUUGAUUAAUGAUAUAUCACGUGAAUAUGCAUCAUUAUUAUCGAUUGUAUCCUGAUCAGACUAGUCCUGUCUCUCUGUGGUUUCACCAUUGUUUACCAGAAUGCUAAUCGUAAGGCGAUUUGUUUCCGACUCUAGAGUGAUUAACGCUGCGGUGAUAAUUUGGCGAGUUGCUUGGUUCAUUUUAAGAGCUGUUUUUGUUGUUGUUACUGCCACAUUCACCAUACACAUACUUCAAUAAACAAAUUUUUAUAUUUCAUAAA